Mustela lutreola (European mink) is the source of this 664-nucleotide messenger RNA. It is a transcript of the gene POLR2J, whose product is annotated as RNA polymerase II subunit J. The record is from RefSeq and is a predicted model, not a curated record. Bases 104 to 457 code for a protein of 117 amino acids. Gene Ontology annotation, molecular function: protein dimerization activity; DNA binding. Gene Ontology annotation, cellular component: RNA polymerase II, core complex. NCBI's taxonomy places the organism in Eukaryota, Metazoa, Chordata, Mammalia, Carnivora, Mustelidae. Gene Ontology annotation, biological process: transcription by RNA polymerase II. The transcript has 4 exons.
CCGCCACCCGGAAGCAGUGGCUAACCCGGAAGAGGUGGUGGUAUAGGGCUUUGCUGGCGGUGGUGGCGGCUGUCUCGGCUUUGGAGGUUGGUGCGGCGCUAGGAUGAACGCGCCUCCCGCCUUCGAGUCGUUCUUGCUCUUCGAGGGCGAGAAAAAGAUUACCAUUAACAAGGACACCAAGGUACCCAAUGCCUGUUUGUUCACCAUCAACAAAGAAGACCACACGCUAGGAAACAUCAUUAAAUCACAGCUGCUCAAGGACCCGCAGGUGCUGUUCGCCGGCUACAAAGUCCCCCACCCCUUGGAGCACAAGAUCAUCAUCCGGGUGCAGACCACCCCGGACUACAGCCCGCAGGAGGCCUUCACCAAUGCCAUCACGGACCUCAUCAGCGAGCUCUCCCUGCUGGAGGAGCGCUUCCGGGUGGCCAUUAAAGACAAGCAAGAAGGCAUCGAGUAGCGGCGGGAAGUGUUGCUGGGCCGGCUCCUACCCUGCACUGGAACCUUUUUCAGCUCCCAGUAGAGGAGAGCAGCUUCCCCAACGUUGGGGACAUCCUGGUGAGCCGGUCCCCACCGGCAUGUCCUACACACGGUUUGUUUUGCUUUCUUGAUAAAGAGCAGCAGGAGGCCUGGCGGGGUGCUGCGGCGGCGGCAGGUGCAUGGAGGC